AUGGCUACAGUACCAUUGAGAUUCGCCAAUACCAGGGGAAUUCCUAUGAUAGAGGUGCAGUCUGUCACGAAUACCACAGAGUUGGCAACCUUCAACUUUAAUGACCAUCCGCAACGUAGGGGCAACUUCUUUGGAGGUUUCUGGGUGAAGAUGCCAUCAACCGCAGGUCUGACAGGAACAGCCAAGGUAGAGUUCGCAACAUUGGGGGUUCUUGGGAGCAAUUUGCCAUUGUAUCUGUAUGAUGGCACGCAGGCUACCGCAUUGGAUCUGUCAACAUUGGGAGGAGUUCUUUUGUGUUUCUACGAUAGAACAACUAACAGUAACGCAAGACAACUAUUCUUCCUGGACAGGAGCGCAGAGAUGCCUGUUUGGAAGAAGGGGGUAAUUGAGGAGAAGACUCCCCAGACUCCUAAGUUCAACACAAGUAUCAUUCCCUAUGGUCAGCCACAGAACACUCUUCUGAACCUGAAGGUCAAGUUUGACGAUGAGACCACGGGGUUUGAGUCAGUUCCGUCCGAUGCCAAUGUGCAUUCGUAUGGCAAUGCCAUCAUAACGGACAAUCUUGAUGCGAUGAAUGCGGAGGUGGAGAACCUCAAGAGCAUAUCGGUAGGAGUGAUAGAGAGUGUGCCUCUGCAUGAGAAACUAGUCCGCAGGUAUGAUGAGAUACUACGGGAGAUGAAUCCGCAGUAUGCCAAGCAGAAGGCGCAAGAGGAGCAGAUUGGCAAGCUUGAGGACAAGAUGGUCUCCAUAGAGGAUGCGCUCCAGAACAUCACGGGAAUGUUGUCUUCCGUGCUGACUAAAAAGAAAGGAGAAUAA
Messenger RNA from Cylicocyclus nassatus, 816 nucleotides. Lineage: Eukaryota; Metazoa; Nematoda; Chromadorea; Rhabditida; Strongylidae. The record is from the annotation of a GenBank genome assembly.